Messenger RNA from Anneissia japonica, 2285 nucleotides. Its product is annotated as adipocyte enhancer-binding protein 1-like. Bases 281 to 1324 code for a protein of 347 amino acids. The record is from RefSeq and is a predicted model, not a curated record. The transcript has 8 exons. Lineage: Eukaryota; Metazoa; Echinodermata; Crinoidea; Comatulida; Comatulidae.
UAGUCUUAUUUAUGAUUUUGAGCGUAGAGUGCUUUGAAUCAUCUGCAUGCACUGUGUAUAGGUCUAUUUCUGUCGCAGUUCAAUGUGCCUUCCCGUGAUUUUUACUACAAGCGUGUACUUGUGAUUCUUUCCGGAUGACGUAGUAACCCUAUAGAUAGCGGUAUUCGAAGGAGUCGGUGACGCUGGUUUUAAAAAGCUUCCUUUAUGGUUCCUCGAGAACAUCCUCAUUUGAACUGUCGUCUUGUCCGAUCGUUGAAGCUUCUAAAAUAUUAUCAAGAGAAUGCAGCUUAUUUGGCUCAGCUGUUUGGUGUUUCUCUGGUCAUCGGUCGCAGGAGAACAAGACUUGAUGUGUGAUCCUGAUGGAUGCUGUACGGAGGAAAAGCUGGGCUGUGGAGAUUGUGAUGAAGUUAUUAACGAAUUUGGGCAAGUACACUGUGAGUGCUGGACAUGUCAACCAGGAAUUUGCCAUGAUUAUUUAGUGAAAAAUGGCAAUGAUAAUAUGUUCUCAUCUUCAUCCAAUACAUUUGGAAUGGAGGCUGAAAAUGCCAGGCUAGUGACGGAAGAGAACUCUCCUGAUGAAUGGCUAUAUUUCUUCGGCUGGCAGCCCGAAGAAAACGAUACAUCCCCGUGGUUGCAGGUAGAUUUGACGAAGAAGCAUCACAUAUCAGGAAUAGAGACUCGAGGCAAUCCGUUCGGAGAUGAGUUUGUGUCAGCUUAUAAAGUGAUGGUUAGCAUGGAUAAUACGCAUUGGCGCAGCGUUGGUGGUCCUGAAUAUGACGACGGGCUAUUCGUUGGAAACUCUGAUGGGAAUUCAUCAACAACCAACUACUUUGAUUCGCCGGUGUUUGUACGUUCUCUACGCGUGUAUCCAUUAGCAUGGGAAAGCCAGAUAGUCCUACGUCUAGAUUUACUAGGAUGCUUGACAAUGCCGACAAUUACGACGACAAAGGAGCCAACAGAUGUAAACAAUAUCAACAUUUCUGUUUACCUAAUCGGUGGGAUCUGCUUUACGCUAUUGUUGGCUCUCAUUAUGGUUGUUUGCUUAAUCAAUACGCCAAGACGUCGUAAAGUCAUUAUAAACCAAGACAGUCCGAACUCAUUUGUGGCUACCCCGCCUGGUUCAAUUGCAAGCUCGCCGACGUCGGCCUCAUCCGGUGAUACGUCUUUUCCUAAUCCCGCAUUCGCUACCAGUCAGAAGUCUCUAUUACCGAAUGAGGGCAGCAGACAGCGCUGUGAAUCAAAUCCAUACAUUCAAGUAUCUUUCCUAAAAAACAAUGAAAAUCCAGCAAUGAAAAAAUGUUUACAACAAACUGAAAUCAGAUAAAUAAUAUGCCAUAAAAUACGUGUUUAUUUUUGGCAGCAUGAAUUGUUAUUUUUUUUUUCAUUUUUAUAUUUUUCAUUGUAUAUUAUUAUUAUCGUUAUUGUUUAUUAUUAAAUACAUGUAGACUGAAUCGGCGGCUCGGGUCACGUGACUUAUAGUAGGUAUUAGGGUUUGUUUACAUUUAUCGAGAUCGCGAGACGAUAGUGCAUUGAAUAUGGCUUCGCCUUGUUGAUGCAAGUCACAUCAUAGAUGUUGCAAAUGUUGUUUGGAAUGCGAGUUAUAAUUUGGUAAAUCACUUAGAAGUGUUCCAAAAUUAAAUUUUCAAACACUUAUCAAUUUGGUUUGGUAAGGAUCCAAUGGAUAGUGGGAAUAAAGCCUGGAUUUUUUUCAAGGAAAGGCACGUACCUUCACGACGUGCAUAUUUGCUCCAGUGAGUCAACGCCGGCUGAGGUACGUUGUAGGCCUAGGCCUACGUCAAGAAUAUUAUUCAUGGCAAAUGAAAAAAAAAACAAAAACAAAAAAAAAAACGAAUUUUCCCAUUUGUUACAAGAAUAUUAUGUUACAGUUAUUCUAAAUCCAAAAUUAAAUCAUAGGAUGUUUAUAGUUACUGCUGAGGAUAAUGAUCUCAUCAUAUGAUAUAUUAUUAUUACGUACUGGCAUUAGGAUGUAGCCCUACCAUACCAACCAGGCCUAUUAUCACCUGUUUCACAAGUUUGGUUGAGCAAUCAGUACCGUUAAUGUUUAUUUUCUGCUUUAUUACCUACAGUACCCGACUACAGAGAUAUAUAAUCGAAGCAUAACAACUCCCACCCUGCUCCGGGCCCUGGUCGAGGCUUAACACUCACAGUGCAGCCUAGGCCUAUACAUAAUAUGUAACCUACCGUACACUAGCAGCAUUCCAAAGCCUAAAUAAAGUGCACGGAGAUUGUCAAUGUAAUUAUAAUUCACUAUUUACAAAAAAAAA